Messenger RNA from Bufo bufo (common toad), 3144 nucleotides. It is a transcript of the gene ENDOD1, whose product is annotated as endonuclease domain containing 1. Gene Ontology annotation, molecular function: hydrolase activity; metal ion binding; nucleic acid binding. Bases 274 to 1620 code for a protein of 448 amino acids. The transcript is spliced from 2 exons. Lineage: Eukaryota; Metazoa; Chordata; Amphibia; Anura; Bufonidae. The record is from RefSeq and is a predicted model, not a curated record.
GUGUACAGACUGGUGGGUACAGUACCCCGGGCACAGGUGAUAUACACUGCCCAUAGCACAGGGUGGCAGCCCUCCCCCUGGCAGCAUCCUGACAGCACAGGGAGGAAUCUCCCAGCAUGCCGCGCGGCCCCGCAGUCCGCCUGAUACUGCAGCACGGCGCCGUGUGCUGGCGGCUGCAGGGGAGCGGCUCCUCCAUUCCUCCUCCUCCUAAAUUCUUCUCUCCUCCUCAUCCCCGGCCAGGCAGGUAGUAGUAGUGUGCUCAGCGCAGGGAACAUGACGGCGGCCGCACUGCUCCUCUUCCUGGCACUGCCCGGUGCCCUGCACGCCCGCCUGGUGCACGAGGGCGAAGACGGCUUCUCGGAGUGCAACGACUUCUUCCACCAGGGCAGCCCGCCCCAGGGCUUCACCCAGCCGGGCAACGUCAAGAUCUGCCAGAGGUACCAGGGGGACAAGCAGUACGCCACCCUGUACAGCACCGAGCACAAGAUCCCGGUCUACUCCGCCUUCACAUACCAGGAGGAUGCGGGGGCAGCGUGGGCAGGCUGGAUGGUGGAGCCCCAGGUGGACGAUUCCAAGAGUAGUUUGGAUGAAGUCAACAAAGGUUCUGAUGUGACAGAGAAGGUUCCUACUCUGGGGACAAACCAGGCCCUAGAAGAAGACUAUGCCUCAACAGACUACCAGCCUGGUCCUCUCUACCAUAGAGCUCCAUCAGCUCUCACCAGCGCUGUGCCAUUGACACCAGAGUUCAAGGAGAAAUGGGCCGCAGAUGUGGAUCUUUUUAUUAAGGAGAAGCUAUUGCCUCAUUGUGAGAAUGGAGAGAACCUUCACCUUCUUGCUGGAGCAGUCCCAUCUGAUACAAAAAUAAAUGAUAAAGUGACCGUUCCGGAGUAUGUCUGGCUCGCUGCUUGCUGUAACAUCCCUGAUGCUUGGUCCUUAGGGGUUAUUAAGAGGACUGACAAUGUAGAUGGACUGGAACAGGUCCCAGUGGAAGAACUGGAAAACCAACUUGCUGGUGUAAAGCUGUUCUCCAACCAGUGUGGUGGUGGCACUGUCCACCCAGAACUUAGAUCAUCAUCCGAAUCCUCAACUCAAACUGAGGAGGAACCACCUGUUACGACACCAGGAGCAUUUACAAGAUUUUUCCAGUUAAUUUUCAGCAUUAUAUAUGAAAUUGUAAAGACUGUCCUGUGCUUGGUAUGGUUCCUUCUCAAACAAGUUUGCAAUUUAGUCUUUGGGCGACUGUACUGGAUCUGGACUGCACUCACCACCUACAUCUACGCCCUAGGCAAAGUCUUGCUGAACAUUCCUUGCGAUGUCCUCCGUGUUUUUGCCAACAUUCUUUGUGGCUUUGUACGAGUCCUCAACAAUGCGUUAUCAGUUGUAUGUCUCAUACUUAGGCUGCCUACAAGAUUCCUCUGCGACAUGGCAAGCUUCCCCUAUUAUACGAUAUGUGCCAUACCGGAUGUUGGUAUCGACAUAUUAAGUGGUGUCUGGGGGAUGUUCAUGUUGGGGUUCUCAGCCAUCUUUGGUACAUUUGGUGGUUCGUUCUCAGUGGCCUCAUUUGCAGGGAGCAGCGUUUUCCAAAGGUUCAUUGGACAGUCUGAGGGUUAUGAAAAUUGACCGGUAUUCUUUAAAUAGAGCCAUCAACCCAACCGCUGAUUAAUAGGUGUGCUCGCACUUUACUGCAAGUCAUUCAGAAUUUUUGUGAAAUUUCUAUGAAAUUUCCAUUUAUUUUUAUCCUGCUUGUCAGCAUUUUUCGUCAGCCCAUGGGAAUUUAACUCCUUUAGAUGCCAUAAUGAUGCUGACUUUUCGGUAAAUUUUAAUAGGAACGACCAGCUGGCUUUCAGUCUCUUUUUCUCUUUUUAUUGUGGCGGGUGUAACGGCUCAUCUGGUGAAUAGGUUGUUUGGGAUAAUUUUUGAUGAUUUGGCGGAGUACACUGAAUACAGUUAUUUGGCAGGAAAGGGAAUGUUUGAUUGGUAGGUGGUCUGCAGGUCGGCAAGUGAUGUGAUUUAUCAGGGAGGUAUGGUGUUUUUGUGUUUUUCAUAUUGCAUAAAAAGUAUUGCUAAAAAAAUGACUACUUCUUGGUGAGGCAUAGUGUUUUCCCUUUCUGUUUCUGGUGAAUUUACAGCUUCUUUAAAAUUAUACAUUGUAGGGGUUCCAAAUAAUAGAGGAAACAAAAUUAUCCAAAAAGCACCCGUUGUUGGGUCCACAUGAACAAAAGAUGUUUUUAACUGUAAAAUUAUGACAAAUUUUAAUUGAUUCUAUUUGCACAAUUUGAAAUUCAUUUAUUUUUAUUUUUUUACUGUUUGUUAUUUUAAAAAUGCUGUUUUAUGAUUACAGCACCGUAUUAAUGAUUUGUUAUCUACCAGUAUGGCAUCAGGUGGAGCAUGACCACCGUAUUGCUCUAUAUGAAAUGUGAGGCCUAAAAGUUACUAGCGGGAAAACCAAAAAAUAAUGGCCUAAUAAUCUGCCAAUGCUCCCUGACCAAUUCUGUUGUUUGUGGCGUUAUUAUAGUAGGAAAUAUCAGCACAACAGAUUUUGAAAUGUCAAGGUCUUUUUUUUUUAUGUGUCAUGACUUAAUUAAUAAAGUUUUUUGUCAUUAAGUAUGUUCCCUUUAAAACAGGAAUCCAGACAUGGCCUGUAAAGAAUAUAUAGGAUUAUGUUUAGCAGAUUUUAUACUAUCAUUCAUCCAGUCCAAAAAAAUAUUUGGAGUACUUUGAGAUAAAUAUUCAGUUUUUAUGGCUUAUGUGACAUUAUAAUAGCAUUCGUCCAGUUGUUCUAUCCAGCCUUCUUCAGGCAGCUUGUGUUGACUCCUGACGUGCUGUUCUGUAUCUGUUUAUUUUAGGUCGAUUUCUGAUAUAACCCUAUCAGUAUUAUUCUAAAUAAUCAAAAAAAUACAAAAUAUUAAAUUUGAGAAUCAAGAUUUUGCAAUGUUUAGAAUUCGAAAGCGCCUGUACAUUACAGCUCACGUUAUUCUCAUGUCUCUUUCAAUCUGUAUUAUCUAUUUUAGACUUAAUUCUGCUUUCACUGAAAAAAAAAUUCCUGUUGAAUUCAGGAAAAUACAUUCAUCAUUACUAGAGAACAUAAAAAUAAUAAGGGAAAUUUUUGGAACAACCUCUUGAAAAAUAAACAUGUAAACUGUA